AUGUCGCUACUCAAGAAUCUUUUAAACCUGAGAAGAGUACGAGCGCAGUGUAGAAACCCAUCGUCGAUAACGUUCGCUCGAUGGUCAGGGGUGUCUCCAGAGAGGGGGGCGCCUGUUUUCGUGUACUCUGCCAGUGGUGACGAAGAAUCACUGGUAGGGGCUUGCUUAGCUAGAUGUCACGAGCUAGAGGACUGUGCGGCAGUGGUGGUGGCGUAUGGCAAAGGCAACUGCCACGGGGUGGCUGUCACACAGGAAGACAACCUACGACCUGACAACGACGUCGCUUACUUCAAGAAGAUUUGCUUGGAACGGCCUGCUCGAUGUCGCCAGCGAUGGUGGGCUGUAGAAACGACACCAGGCUACCAUCUGCAUUCAGACGGUCCCGAUUUGAAAGUGAUCAUCAAUGCUACCAUGACCGAAUGCUACGAAGCAGUACUUUCAGUAAAUGGCAAGCAGAAGUAUCGGUCAGCACAAUGGGUCGGCCUUGAAGGAACAUUGGACAUAGAGAUGAUUAAGACUUCCGAUUACGUGUUGGGAAACUGUGUCCUGCACUCUGAAGAUAAAUUUACCGAACCGGAGUCCUAUCGCGUCUCCAAUUACUAUACGUUUUAUAUUGAAAACCAGUGUAGACAUGACUAUCCAAAGAAGAUAGACCGAUGUUCGUACGAGGAAUAUUACAAUCAAACUUUGAAGCACGUAGAGUUAACUAUGAAGAAUUACACCAAAGAUGAGUGUAAAACGAUAUGUGAAUUAGAAGAUCGAUUCGUCUGCCGAGGCUUCACGUGGACCUCGCUGAAGCAGACGGGACGAGGACUUUGUGACCUACACAGCGAGGAUCUUCUUACAACGGGCUCUUGGUUGCUGCGUAGGACAUCUGGCGCUACUUAUUAUCGCAGGGUUAUUUGUCUUAAUAUAAGCGUCGAGUGUGAAGGAAACAACCUCGUUGUAAAGUAUCGACCUCGUGGUUUGUUUAGAGGCAGAGUUUAUGUACCGGGGCGCGGCGAGCAAUGUAGCGCGCAAGCGAUCAAUGGUGUUGUGAAUUUAUCAUUACCUCUUUAUGGAGAUUGUGAUGUCAAUUUUGCUUAUGCAAUUUCAAAUGGGCCCACUGGGCUUGUCAACAGUAUCACGCACUUUGUCAUUGAAUUUGCAGAAGAGGCUGAAAUCGAAGCGUAUCAUUUGGUGGCGUCUUCGAGGUUAGGCGACAGUUCUGUCUUGUUACUGGACAGUAAGGGUUGCCCUACAGGACAAGUGGAUUUCCCCCAAUUUUCUAGAUCUUCGUUGAACGGAUUACAACGAUUGUCAGCUCGAUUUAAGGCGUUCCGCUUCCCAACUUCACAUGUUGUGCGAUUCGCACUCAUGGUGCGGUUCUGCGACAAAACGUGUCCUCGAACGAUUUGCAGUUCUCCCCAAACUAGAACUGCUCGUGAAACGAAUGACACAUUGUACAACUGGAAUGAGGACGCAGUUACAGCUGUAGUGCAAGAGGACGAAGCCUGGGACCAGCCGCAGGGUGCCGGCGUAGUGGCGCAAGGGGGAACUGCUGGGUGCGGGGGAGGGAAGGGAAGGGUGCCCCUAGAGCUCGAAAUGGUUGUCGGUUCUAGAGACAUCAUAUCAGCCGACACAUUAGUUCGUGCUGAUCAUAGAGUUCCAGCUGAUGAGGUAAAGGUGGUGGAUGGUGCCAUGGUGUGCGUCCACGAAUUACUCCUACUGGCUUUAGCCUUAGCGUGGCUGGCUGUACAGGUUCUUCUACUUCUAGGAUGCUGCGUACUUGUUAACAGGUAUCGCAAUCUAGCCGAAAUGAACAUGCAGAAGGAUUACCACUCAUUCGACAACGUUGGUUUUGACACGGUCUCCACUCACCGCCGCGUGCAUUGGCCAGAUCAAAAUAUUGAUAUACUCCAUUCUUAAGGAAAAUGAAAAUCGAUGGAGAAUUUUUGGACGUGGAAGGGGGUAAUACAGUACCAAAGAAAGCAGCUAUUUGUGUAACCAGUAUUUGCUAAAGUGACAAAAGGGUUCAAUAAAAUAUUUGGUAUACAGGGUUAUUUGUAAAAUACUAAUAGCCUCGCAGGACUAUAUUACAUCAUAAACAAUAACUUUUGUCCCAUAACAUUUUACAAAACAUUUUAAGUUUUUGUUGGACUAUCUGACACGAUUUAGAUCUGUUUCUGAGAGUAAAGUUCAAACGUGCAAGCGUCCUCCCCGACAAUUAGUGGUGAACACAGAACACUAUACUCACAGGCGAUGAGCGACUUUGAAUGUUACUAAUACUAAUCAUUCGAAUGGGCAAAUCAUUCGCCUAAUUCGAACCCAAGCACAAUCAUUCGACUCGAGUCGAAUGAUUACCGUUACUGAAUGCCUCUGCCAUUCGAUCGGGUGCACGAGUCGAAUAAUUAUUAUGUCGGAACUCUCGGAACUCGAUCAUUCACCAUAUCCACAUCAAAUAUCCGUCUCCGUCACAUUUACAGUAUUUUACAUAUGUCAGAGAGGGCUCGGUAGAAAUGCUCUAUUUAAUCUACGAAUUAGUAAUGAAUGAUCAUUCAGAUCAUUCGAAUACGAAAAUUAGUAGGUUACUAAUUUGUAAUUCGAAUAACAGGAUUAGUAAUUACUAUCGAGUCGAAUAUCGAAAACAUUCGCAGUGGCCCAUGGCUACCGACAACCCCGUACCCCGCGCUCCUGCGUUUUACAUAGUAAAUAUUACGAUACGUAAUAAAGCAUUGAGUAAGUAUUGAGUUUAGUGAUCUAUUUCAGAAUUUGUGUUUUUGUAUAAAAGUAAAAUGUGAAACUAAAAAUCAUGGAACAAAAGUUGUUGUUUAUGAUGUUAGUAGGCAAUAUAGUCCUGCGAGGUUGUUUUUGUUGUUGUUUAGUAUUUUAUAAAUAACCCUAUAUAAAAGUAUCCAUGAAUUUGAUGUAUUAUAAUUAAAAAAUAAAACUACUUUUUUGCGUUUAGGUACGCAGCGACAAUAGCACCUUUGUAUAUAAAAUUAAAAACAAAUUUUGCAAUUCAAUUAUUUUUCUGUUUAUAAUCGUUUUAUAUCUUGGACCUUGUAUCCCAAAAUAUAAUUGAACUCUUUUAUAAAAAGGAAGAUUUUAUUACAAUCUAAAGAUAUUUUUAUUUACUUCGUGAGUGCGUAUGCGUAUCGUGUAGACCAUUUUCAAGAAAUAUAUUCUUAGCUGUCAUCGAAAUAUGUAUCUGAUGUUUUCUAUUAUAUAGUAGUAAAUUCAGUUAUUGGCACUGUUACUUUAAUGUUUUUACCUUAUAAGCUGCCAAUAAUGAAAAAAGCGUCAGGGUAGUUUUCAGGUUAGUUUUCUCUACCUAAUUUCGGUGGCAAUUUUUAUUACUUAAAAAGUAUAG
This is a messenger RNA of Hyposmocoma kahamanoa, 3352 nucleotides long. RefSeq lists its product as uncharacterized. The transcript is spliced from 13 exons. Lineage: Eukaryota; Metazoa; Arthropoda; Insecta; Lepidoptera; Cosmopterigidae. Bases 1 to 1908 code for a protein of 635 amino acids. The record is from RefSeq and is a predicted model, not a curated record.